ACCUUUUGUAGAUCAGUAGCCCAUUAUAAUCAAGUUGGUCACUACCAUUUGAAUUUGUCCUCUUUUUCUUUAAAAGUUGUUUUUUUUCUUUCAAAAAUGCUACUCUAAGAGUAAGAUUCAUGAAGUGUUGUUGAUUUUGGAAAAAAAAAGGAGAUGAAUCUGCAUGUUGAAACUAUCAUUGAGGGUAGCUGAAGAGGAAACAUUCACAUGAAAGUGUCACUAUUAAUGACCCCUUUGAGCUGUUGCUCCUUCUUUGUCUGUUGUUCAAAAAUGGGUCUUUAGAUAUCCGAGUUCUUGGAUCUGGGUUGUAAAGUCUUCUUCUUUAACCUCCUCAAGUCUGAAGAUUUACUCACUUAAAGUCACUACAUUUAAGUUUCCUCUGAUGGGUUUAGCUUAAAUCUGUCAACUUUGAGAUUUGGGUCUUAGCUCUAACCAAGAGAUUCAACCACUUCUUCUUCUUUGAGAUUUGUGCCUUUAGCAAAAAAAAAAUGGCUCCAAGGUUUGAUUUUUCAGAUUUGUGGGCGAAGGAUACAAGGAGAGGUACACCAGUAGUGGUGAAAAUGGAGAAUCCCAAUUACUCAAUCGUUGAAGUUGAGGAACCUGACAGUGCCUUUCAACCAAUAGAGAAGAGUAGAGGCAAGAACGCUAAGCAAGUGACUUGGGUUUUGCUACUGAAAGCUCACAGAGCUGUUGGGUGUCUCACUUGGCUAGCCACACUGUUCUGGUCUCUCCUUGGUUCGGUCAAGAGACGGCUCAGUUUCACUCAUCCACUUGGCUCUGAGAGACUUGGUAGAGACAGAUGGCUUUUCACAGCCAUUAAGCUCUUCUUAGCUGCUUCAUUGGCCACUCUUGGUUUUGAAUUAGUUGCUUACUACCGAGGAUGGCAUUACUUCAAGAACCCUAAUUUACACAUCCCGACAAGCAAACUCGAGAUCCAGAGCUUGUUUCAUCUGUUUUAUGUUGGUUGGUUGAGUUUAAGAGCUGAUUAUAUCGCUCCUCCAAUCAAAGCUCUCUCCAAGUUUUGUAUUGUGCUGUUCCUUGUACAGUCUGUGGAUCGUUUGAUUCUUUGCUUAGGCUGUUUUUGGAUCAAGUUUAAGAAGAUUAAGCCUAGAAUCGUUGAGGAGCCUUUUCGAUAUGAUGACGUUGAAGGUUCAGGAUCUGAGUAUCCAAUGGUUCUUGUUCAGAUACCAAUGUGCAAUGAGAGAGAGACNUCCAACUUCAAUGUUAAGGCUGAUGUAUCACACAAGGAAAGCAACACCUCAUGUUUUAUUGUAUUGAUGAUAGAUCUAUGUGAAAAUUGA
Camelina sativa (false flax) is the source of this 1301-nucleotide messenger RNA. NCBI's taxonomy places the organism in Eukaryota, Viridiplantae, Streptophyta, Magnoliopsida, Brassicales, Brassicaceae. The record is from RefSeq and is a predicted model, not a curated record.